Messenger RNA from Pseudonaja textilis, 2208 nucleotides. The record is from RefSeq and is a predicted model, not a curated record. NCBI's taxonomy places the organism in Eukaryota, Metazoa, Chordata, Lepidosauria, Squamata, Elapidae.
UUAAAGGGCCACAACCCGGAAACCACGGAGGGUGAAAAGGUCGGAGAAUUUUCCAGUCUAGCAAGUCGGUCGAGGUGGACUCGACAGCCGUUCAACCUGGCAGUCCCUUCAUUUGGAAGAAUGGUCCGUGUCUUCGUCUAUGGGACACUAAAGAAAGGCCAGCCAAACUAUCCACACAUGAUAAAUGGGGUUCACGGGGCAUCCCAAUUCCACGGCAGAGGACUUACAGUGGAGAAAUACCCACUAGUGAUUGCAGGCAAAUAUAAUAUCCCUUAUUUGCUGAAUAAUCCAGGAAAGGGGCACCGUGUUACUGGAGAAAUAUAUUUUGUUGAUGAUCAGAUGUUGCAAUUCCUUGAUGAAUUUGAAGGAUGCCCAAACAUGUAUCAGCGUACUCCACUGAAAAUUGAGGUACUAGAGUGGGAAAAUAAAAAUAGCACGUCUGAAGGAACAUCAGCAAAUAAAAACAUCCUGGAAUGUUAUGUGUAUAGCACUACGACUUAUCAGCCAGAAUGGAUCCAUCUCCCUUACUACGAUAACUAUGAUUCUUUUGGGAAGCAUAAUCUUAUGUACGUCUUGCGAGAAAGCAGAGAAUAAAAGUGAAAAAUCAAACAAUACUUUUAGCUAUGAACACACCCAGGCGCUGAAGAACAUCUUUACCAUUUUAUGUUGAAAUGCAGUCCUAAUUUACCUCUUCAGAAUAUAAUUGAAUUAACUUAUUAAGUGAAUGUCCAAGUGAACAAGAUAAUGAAAGAACAAUCCGAACGCCAGCACUCAUGAGAUGAAGCAUUUGUCUUGCCAAGGUUAAACAGGGUAACUUAUAUAUUUCAAUUAUGUUAGAAUAUUACCAAUAUUCAGGUAAACCUAUCACUUCUCAAAAUGUGGAAUGAAUGAAUGGGGGGAAGGACAUGAAUGGAAGAGGAGGCAAAAGUGAUACUGAUAUGCCUUAUUUUUUCAUUCCUUACAGCCCAUUUCUGAUUAAUGAAUAUUUCUACCCAGCUAUUGAUUUUAGUACAUAUAAAUUGCCUCCUAAUGUCUUCUUCAGCUAUUUAAAACUGCAUUGCAUAUAGGUUGAAAGUUCUGAACCAUCAGCAUUCUUGUAUUUUUAUCAUCUUUUUAUAUCAGUGAUGUAUCUAUUUCUUUUUUGCCAUUGACUUCUUGCAAUACUGUAUAUAAUUUUCAUAUACUGCUUUUCUUAAUAUGAAUCUUCUUAAAACUGUAAAUUGUAUAGUAAUGAUGAGUUAAAAUUUGACAAAAUUCUUAUAUUGCUACUGGUUUCAACUAAGAUAACUUGUUCAAAAGUUUAGAAAUCAUGGAUUUUGGUAUUUUUUAAAAAAUCACACUAUUCUAGAGUUAUAGGACCUGAAAUAUGUAAUCUCUUCCAUUUGAAAUAAAUCUAUUUGGCAGUAUAUAAUGAGAAUGGAGGACGAUCGUACAUUGCUUCUUCAUCUGCUGUAAAGGAAGGGGAGGCAGAGCCUGGGACAGAGUCAAGAGAGGAAUUAGCCUGGAAUCUACAUACUCAUCAGCAGCAAGUUCAGCCUCUCUUGAACUUCCAUAAUUCUUAUCUACAGCCAAUUUACUGCUGAUUGUUAAUUGACUAGAUUCCUGUGUAUAUGCAUUAGCAAUAAAUCUGAUUAACUGCAAUUUGAUUCUUUGCGCCAUACAUCUGCUACCUUAAUUGCUCUGAUAAGCUAUUCCAUCAAACAUUUCAGCUGCAUCCUUCACCUGAGUGUAUAAAUCUGGUAACAUCUGAAAGGCAUCAAAAUAGCUCAAUGUUGUCCUUUGUUGGAUAGAAGAGAAGGCUUGUCAGCUAGUCUCGUAACGCCAACAACUGUUAUAGUCAAGCACAUUACAUAAAAGUUUAGAUUGUGUACGAAAACCUUAAAUAUUUUUAACAUACUUUUACUGACAAACUUGUCCGUCAAUUUUACAGACUGACGAAUUGUCAGAAAAUAUUUUCAGUCUCCUAUAUAUGCACGUACAUCUAUACACUUAAAAAGUUUAAACAUCUUAAAAUAGUUUAUCUUAAAAACUUUAAACAUCACACAUAAUUUAUACACCAAAAUGUUGAUUUUAUUAAUUUUCUUCAUGUAAAUAGAUCUAAUGAAAAGAAUUACAAAUUUCAUAUAUACAAAUAUUUAUAAUGGAGUGAAGUGAAAUGUUAAUUUAAAUUGUGAAAGAUGACCUAGAUCAACCCACUGCAUUUUUAUU